AUGGGCUCUAUCAGUGCAGCAAAUGCAGAAUUUGCUUUUGAUGUAUUCAAAGAGCUUAAAGUCUACCAUGCCAACGACAACAUCUUCUACUCCCCCCUGAGCAUAAUUGCAGCCCUGGCCAUGGUUUACAUGGGAGCAAGAGAUAAUACUGAAUAUCAGAUGGAGAAGGCUCUUCACUUUGACAAAAUUGCAGGGCUUGGAGGAGCUGCUCAGACCAAGUGUGGCAAGUCUAUGAAUAUCCACAUACUUUUUAAAGAACUUCUGUCUGAUAUCACUGCACCAAAAGCCAAUUAUUCACUCCACAUUGCCAACAGACUCUAUGCUGAAAAGACAUCUUCGAUCUUACCGAUUUACUUAAAAUGUGUGAAGAAACUGUACAGAACAGGUCUGGAAAUGGUUAACUUCAAAACAGCAUCAGAUCGAGCCAGACAGCUCAUUAAUUCCUGGGUGGGAAAUCAGACAAACGGACAGAUCCAAGAUUUUCUUGAGCCACACUCUGUUGAUCCUGAUACUCUGCUGGUCAUUGUGAAUGCCAUUUACUUCAAAGGGAUAUGGAAGACAGCAUUUAAACAAGAAGACACUCGGGAAUUUCCCUUCAGCAUGACAAAGCAAGAAAGCAAACCUGUGCAAAUGAUGUGUCAGAACAGUACUUUCAAAAUAGGAUUUGUGCCUUCAGAGAAAAUUAAGAUCCUGGAGCUGCCAUAUGCCAGUGGAGAGCUGAGCAUGCUGGUGCUGUUGCCUGAUGACAUCUCUGGUCUGGAGCAGCUUGAGAAAAAAAUCAACUUUGAAAAACUUACAGAGUGGACCAGUCCGAGUGUGAUGGAAAAGAAGAAAGUGAAGGUGUACCUCCCGCGCAUGAAGAUUGAGGAAAAAUACAACCUCACAGCUGUCCUAAAGGCCUUGGGUAUGACCGACUUGUUCAGCUCUGCAGCCGAUCUGUCUGGCAUCUCUGCAGCAAACAACCUGAAGAUAUCAGAAGCCAUCCAUAAGGCAUACAUGGAAGUCAACGAAGAAGGCACUGAGAUGGCUGGCUCAGCAGGUGUAAUUGGAGUCGUCAAACAUUCCUCUGAGUCUGAAGAGUUCAAGGCUGACCACCCUUUCCUUUUCUUGAUCAAGCAUAAUCCAACCAACAGCAUCCUCUUUGUUGGUAGAUAUUGCUCCCCCUAAAGAAAGAAAGAGCUGGAAAUAAAGCUUGUCUUCCCCUCAGAAACAGAUCCCCUUUACUGUAGGAUUGUAGUAUAAUCUCAUCUCUUCAAUAUUUUCUCCAAAUGGAAAGCCUAAUCUAAGAAAUGCCUAUUUGGGAAGCUUCCAUACCUGCAGGUGAGGAAAAAACAUGUUUACUACUUUCCCUUCUCAUACUAAUUCCAGGAUUGCUUGAGCUGAAGAGAGACUGAGCCAACAGAGACUAGAUUCUCCCAUCAGCUGAGAAGCGGCCAAGUGAUUUUC
Messenger RNA from Melopsittacus undulatus (budgerigar), 1446 nucleotides. RefSeq names its product ovalbumin-related protein X-like. The record is from RefSeq and is a predicted model, not a curated record. The coding region runs from base 1 to 1167 and encodes 388 amino acids. Gene Ontology annotation, molecular function: serine-type endopeptidase inhibitor activity. Gene Ontology annotation, biological process: negative regulation of endopeptidase activity. NCBI's taxonomy places the organism in Eukaryota, Metazoa, Chordata, Aves, Psittaciformes, Psittaculidae. The transcript is spliced from 7 exons.